UCAGCUCUGUCGCAGACGUGACGUCAUCAGUGUUGGCGGUAUUUUGAAAAAGAAACGUCUGUUGUUGUUCGCGUCCUGGAUAAAAAAAGAGUGGUAUCUUCAAAUUAUGGGUGAAGUGAAGUCAGGCGCCCAGGCAGCAGCCGAGCUGUCAGAGGCUGCUCAGACUGAGCUGCUGGACCUGUGUGAGGAUCAGUUUGCUCAGCUGGAAAAGCUUCAGAAUGAGAUUAUACUGUGUGAACCAGACUUCUGUGAGGAUCCUCAAGAGCAGUCGGUUAAUCGACUGAUGGCAACAGAGGCUGAGCUGAAGCAGUGGCUGGCAGAGGAGCCGAACUUGCUGGCAACAAAUUCAGAAGUUUUACUUCAAGCUGGAAAAGAGGAGAUGCUCAAGCUGUGCUCUGAACUGGAGAUGGUUGUUUCUUGUCACGAAGCAAAGAGAGACAAACUGAGAGAAACUAAAGAACUUGAACAGAAGUGGUUGGAGGAGAAGGAACAGGUGCUGAUAGCUGCCGAUGACCAUGUGAGACGACUUCAAAUGGAAAAGGGGAAAUCAUCAGAGCACAGUGUAUUGCUGGACACCAAAGAGAAAAUCCAGAAAAUGAAGGUCUACCAGGAAAGGCUGAUGGAGUGUCUGGGGGAUGUUCUGGAGGAGCACGUCCCUCUCAUUCAGAAUGAAUCCAGCACAAGCAAGAAAAAGAAGAACGUUACCCAGGAGUUAGAUGAAGACCUGAUUUCACUUAAUGAAAUUCUUGAGCUGCUCAUGAACCAGGUCCUGACGACCCCACAUGACCCCUACGUGACAUUGAACAACACAUUCUGGCCACCAUACAUAGAGAUGCUGCUACGCUACGGCAUUGCAGUGAGGCACCAAGAGAAUAACUUCAAGAUCCGCUUGGAAACCUUUUGUUAAGGCAACGGGUGCAUUAGGCAUCUCAAGCACCACUUAUCUGCUAAUGCUUCUAAUUUGAGUCUGCCUGUAUAGUGCUAUCAUUGUGUAUAUUUAUGUAAGCUGAUAUGAGGAGUAGCUUUGCUGCGAGAGCUGUGAGGGCAGUGAUUUACUGUAGUGUGCAUUGUAAGAUAGUAUUUUGCCAAAUCAGGCUGCACUUAAGUAUUUUUUAAGAACUGUUUUGUAUGUACAACAUAACCAUGGGUCCUUUUUAAAAUGUCAACACUUAAAUUUAAGUAAUGAAAGUAUUUAAAUGUUAAGACAUACAUUUUGACUUUGAAUGUUAACUCACAUUAAUACUCAGUAGGGUUAAACGCAUGUUUGACACCCCUGAGCUACAUAUUUCAUUUCAUAGCUGUUUUCAAUGGCGGAGUUUAAUCAGCAAUGGGCUAUCUAUGUUUAUAUUUGUCUUUAAAUAUGUUUUCAUUUUUGUUCAGAUCCCUUAAAAGAUUACUUACUUUCUGAAUAUUUCACAUACCCCAGCAAUGUAAUGUAUAUAUGUCAGUUUGUUUAUUUGUUUGUAUAUAUUUUCUUGUUCAAUAAACUUGGU
Epinephelus fuscoguttatus (brown-marbled grouper) is the source of this 1493-nucleotide messenger RNA. It is a transcript of the gene cenpk, whose product is annotated as centromere protein K. The transcript is spliced from 10 exons. Bases 107 to 907 code for a protein of 266 amino acids. NCBI's taxonomy places the organism in Eukaryota, Metazoa, Chordata, Actinopteri, Perciformes, Serranidae. Gene Ontology annotation, cellular component: nucleus. Gene Ontology annotation, biological process: mitotic sister chromatid segregation; kinetochore assembly. The record is from RefSeq and is a predicted model, not a curated record.